Messenger RNA from Halteromyces radiatus, 1587 nucleotides. Its product is annotated as casein kinase I like hhp1, variant 2. NCBI's taxonomy places the organism in Eukaryota, Fungi, Mucoromycota, Mucoromycetes, Mucorales, Cunninghamellaceae. Gene Ontology annotation, molecular function: ATP binding; protein serine/threonine kinase activity. Gene Ontology annotation, biological process: signal transduction; endocytosis; peptidyl-serine phosphorylation. Bases 288 to 1451 code for a protein of 387 amino acids. The record is from RefSeq and is a predicted model, not a curated record. Gene Ontology annotation, cellular component: nucleus; cytoplasm. The transcript is spliced from 8 exons.
UUUUUUUUCUUUCUUUUUACCUUUUCUCUUUUUUUAUUCCUUUCAUUAUAUCAUCCUUUUGUCCUCCUUCCUCUAUUUCUCCUCCUCCUGCUCCCCCUUUUUUUUUCUUUUUGUUAUUUUCUUUGAUUUAUUCUUUCCUUACUUCAUUGUUUCUUUCCAUCUAUUUUUUUUUCUCUUUAUCUUUUUGUUUUUAUAUUACCUUUUUUUUACAUUAACAACUCAUUUUUUAAAGGGAAAAAAAGAAAUCAACGACUUUAUUCGAUUACCAUCCUUUUAUUCAAUAUAUCAUGUCUCAAUCUAUGGAUUUAAGAGUUGGAAACAAAUAUCGUAUUGGUCGAAAGAUCGGAUCUGGUUCUUUUGGUGAUAUUUAUCUCGGUACCAAUAUUGUUACAAAUGAAGAAGUAGCUAUUAAAUUGGAAUCAGUCAAAGCAAAACAUCCUCAAUUAGAAUAUGAAGCCAAAGUAUACAAAUCAUUAUCAGGUGGUGUUGGUAUUCCUUUUGUUCGAUGGUAUGGAACAGAAUGUGAUUAUAAUGCUAUGGUCAUUGAUCUUUUAGGACCUUCAUUGGAGGAUUUAUUUAAUUUUGUCAAACGCAAGUUCAGUUUGAAAACUGUACUUUUAUUGGCGGAUCAAAUGCUAUCUCGCAUCGAAUAUAUCCAUUCAAGAAACUUUAUUCAUCGUGAUAUCAAACCUGAUAAUUUUUUGAUGGGGAUCAGCAAACGUGGAAAUCAAGUAAAUGUCAUCGAUUUUGGUUUAGCAAAGAAGUUCCGUGAUACUCGAACACAUUUGCAUAUCCCAUACAAGGAAAACAAAAAUCUGACAGGAACAGCUCGAUAUGCAAGUAUCAAUACUCACUUGGGCGUAGAACAAUCAAGACGCGACGAUUUGGAAUCAUUAGGAUACGUAUUGAUGUAUUUCUGUCGAGGUUCUCUUCCUUGGCAAGGAUUGAAGGCUGCUACCAAAAAACAAAAAUAUGAUCGUAUUAUGGAAAAGAAGAUGACAACUCCAACUGAAUUGUUAUGUCGUGGUUUUCCAAGUGAAUUCGCUAUUUAUCUCAAUUAUACUCGCUCCUUACGAUUUGAUGAUAAACCUGAUUAUGGCUAUCUUCGUAAACUCUUCCGUGAUCUAUUUCUUCGAGAAGGUUAUCAAUAUGAUUAUGUAUUUGAUUGGACAAUGUUCAAAUUAAAUGAAUCGGAUGAAGCUCGCAAACAAUCGGAAUCAAAGAUGAAACAAGCUAAGGAUAAUAAUAAUAAGGAUCAAGAACUUGUUGAUACUGCUGGUGCAACCGGAGGUGUUUCAAGUAGUCGUAUGUUGGCAUCUUCAUCACGUGUAGUGACUCCUACUUUACCAAAUGAACCUUCUUCAUCCUUUCGUCGUGCUGUAGCUACCAACAAUGUCAAAAAGACCCCUGCUAUUGGUGCCUCUGGAAAUGUCUCAUCGGCAAAUCCAUGAUUUUUCAAAACUUCAAGAUAUCAAAGACUUAUGAAAUGCAAUCACCCCUCUUCUACAUCUAGUUAGUCAUACUUUUUUUUUCUUCCUUUAUCAUUAUCUAUUUUUACUGUUACAGUAUUUUUGGCAAUUGUUUCUU